This is a messenger RNA of Fusarium musae, 612 nucleotides long. RefSeq lists its product as uncharacterized. Gene Ontology annotation, biological process: post-translational protein targeting to endoplasmic reticulum membrane. The transcript is spliced from 2 exons. The coding region runs from base 1 to 612 and encodes 203 amino acids. The record is from RefSeq and is a predicted model, not a curated record. Lineage: Eukaryota; Fungi; Ascomycota; Sordariomycetes; Hypocreales; Nectriaceae. Gene Ontology annotation, molecular function: protein binding.
AUGUCUGAAACCGCUUUCGCCCAAACAUUUCUGGCAUCGCUAGAGUCGCGGCCUAUCCGACUCUCUGCUGACCAUGUCGAAGACCCCAAGACUUACCCUGCUCGACCACCUUACAUCAUCCCCCGCAUGCCCAAGGCCAUGAGCAAACCCAACAACCUUGCUCCCGGCUCCGAACGAAGCAUCACCGUGUCACUCAAGUCACUUCGCAACCCUCCUCUGAGCAUCAAGCUCGCUUCUCAAUCCCUAGACACCUCAAUCCUGGACAUCAAGGCCAACAUCGAGAAGCAGACAAGGAUACCCGCCGCCAAGACUAAGUUGUUGCACAACAAGAAGCCUAUCCCUGAUAGCAAGAUUCUUAAGGACCUACUAGGUGAGACGGAUAUGUCUAUUGAGUUUACGGUUAUGGUUAUUGGAGGUGCCGCUGCUAUUCCACCAGAAGAGCCUGAGGCCACCCCUGAGGCCCAACCCGUAGGCGCCCAAGCCUUACAGACGGAGGCCUUCUGGAGUGACCUGAAAGGAUUCUUGAUGCAACGACUAAAAGAUGAAGCCGAGGCCGAACGUCUCUCUGGGCUUUUCAAAUCAAGUUGGGAGUCGAAUCAAGCAAACCCAUAG